Durotheca rogersii is the source of this 3831-nucleotide messenger RNA. Its product is annotated as phosphatidylinositol 3. Lineage: Eukaryota; Fungi; Ascomycota; Sordariomycetes; Xylariales; Xylariaceae. The transcript is spliced from 5 exons. Gene Ontology annotation, molecular function: 1-phosphatidylinositol 4-kinase activity. The coding region runs from base 359 to 3319 and encodes 986 amino acids. The record is from RefSeq and is a predicted model, not a curated record. Gene Ontology annotation, biological process: phosphatidylinositol phosphate biosynthetic process; phosphatidylinositol-mediated signaling. Gene Ontology annotation, cellular component: membrane; cytoplasm.
AAGUACCCGGGAAAGUACCCGGGCAAGUAACCUGCCAGCCUUGGGACGGGGUUUGGGUUCAGUACCUGAGGGAGGUACUUCUAUGGGAGGAGGCAUGUACAUGCCCAACCUGGGCAAAGAAGAGGAGGAGGAGGUUGCUGUCUGUUCUCUUGUCGAGAUGCGCGCCGACGUCGAAAACCCACCCACACUGUAAAUCUUCGGUCAGGCAUUGAGCUUUUCGACACGUUGACGCUUCGCUGCAUCCCGCUCAGCCAUGACAGCCCCCUUCCACUCGAUCCAAUCAUUUCAUGUCGAGCCAUAGGUGAGGCAUUGAGCCUCACGAUUUCUUCCCAUCCCUAGCCAACACCGUCAGCUCGCUAUGUCGUGGGAUCUACUCCAGCGCUUUAUCGAGAGUGAUGUCUUCAACCAGAACCCCUUUCUCUCUGUUUCCUAUCUGUCUCGAUAUGCGGACCAUGUCGGCAUCCACUAUGUCCUGUGCUCGAAGCUCCGCCAGUUCCCCUACGAGGACAUCGAGUUCUUCCUGCCCCAGCUGUGCCACCUUAUAAUGAGCGUCGACAAUGAGUCUAUGGCGCUGGAAGAGUUCCUGCUGGAUCUCUGCGAGGAAUCUGUCACUGCCGCUCUGCUGACAUUUUGGCUCUUCCAAACCUAUCUGCACGACCUCGCCUCGACGCCCCAGUCCGAAGCCUUCAAGACCUGCCGGAGGGUUUACAACAAGGUGCAGCAUAUCGUCUUCGGCCUCUCGGAAGCCGCGCGACACGACAAGAUCAAAGAGAACGCCCUCCCCGUCACCGUGCUGGCGAGCUUUGUCCUAGCCAGCGUCGGUCUCCCGGGCCUGCCGCAAUGGGCCGGCCCGUUAGCCGUCGCGCAGGCGAGGAAACCCCACCCCUCUGGCGACGUUAUAUCCGAGACGAGCCAGCCGAGCCAGCCGCCAAAGGUCACGAGAAGUCAAACCGUGACGGGGAACACGACGAGGUCGCGGCGGCCGCGGGAGCCGGCCCGGAUCGGGAGCGUGCCCGACUCGAGAAAGGUUAUUUCGACGCCCAGGUUUCCGUUGCAUGUAACCCCUCCCCCACCCCCGAGUCUCGGGGACGACGGAGACGCCGCACCCGAACCGCGGAAGCCGGGCUAUGUUGACAGUAGGCUGUUGGAUGCUCGCUUGAGCUCGUCGUCUCUCCCGCUCCCCGAGGUAAGAUCGCCAAGGAUGCCAGCACGACCAAUCACGCCGCUCUCCGCCGGGCUCCCGCGUCCGACCGACACCAUAACGCGAAGACAUUCUCACCAUAUCAAAACGCUUGCAAGUCUAGCCGAGAUGACAGUGGCCCAGAAGGCAAAAUUAUUGCGGCAGAAUUACUUUCAUUGUCAAACCGCGUUUCUGCCGGCGCUUGAGGAUAUAUCAAACCGCUUAGUCAUUGUGCCGAAGCCGGCUCGUCUCAGCGCUCUACGUGCCGAGCUUGCGCUCAUCGCUAGAGACUUACCAGCCGAGCUGGACAUACCUAUCAUCUGUCCACCCACUCUAGUCGACGGUUCGCCUGCAAAGAGUCGUCACCAUCGUAUUGUGAGGAUCAACCCUGCAGAGGCCACCGUUCUUAACAGCGCCGAAAAGGUACCCUACCUCCUCAUGCUCGAGAUCCUUCGCGAUGACUUCACAUUCGAUCCUACCUCCAGAGAGAACCAGCGGCUUCUCAGUAACCUUGUGUCUGAGCAAGGCACUCGCAAGCGCCUCUUCGACCUGUCAGAUUCGCAAAGAACGCAAACAGCUGAGCGGGAACCCUCUUCUGUGGUAGAGAAGAUCGAUAGCGUGUUCGAACCCACCUCGGGCGACUUAGGGACCUCACCGAUGCUGAAACCCUACGACGACGACGACAUUGUUGAUAGGAGGAAUGGGAAGCAGCCUAUCGGCCGCAUCAGCCUGACUAAUGGCAUAGCAAACAUAUCCUCUCCACCGAACUUGACUCCACCACGAACUUCAACAACGUCAACAUCCAGAUCAAGCAGUCCCGGUCCGUUGAGAAGGCUAACCUUACCCAACCACCGGAACACUCUAAGCGACCAACCGGAUUUCUCGGCUCUGGCAACACACAUGCGGACAGCAUCGCAGAUGCUAGCUCAGCUAGAAGCUACGAGCGGUAAGAGACCGCGGCAGGAGGUUGCCGCUAUCCGGUCCAGAAUCAUCGCAAGCAUGCAGAGCCUUGAGGAACAAAGCUUCGACCUCGACGACGGUCACGGUCCCACCUUUGAUUUAAUCAUAGCCAAGGCCAAUGCGGCGGCAUCCUCGGCUUCCGAAGGCGGCGACUUGGAAGAGGACCUCGAGCCGACAACUAACCCGAACGCGGGCGCUGCUCGGAUGGAGAACGACGCGAUGACCGGCGGUGUCCAGAGGAAAGGGGAUCGUGACGACCCGAGUGCCGCGGUGUUUGGUGAAGCAUGGCAUAUGAAGAAGGAACGGAUUCGCAAGACCUCGCCGUACGGGUGGAUGAAGAAUUGGGAUUUGGUUAGUGUCAUCGUCAAGACCGGGGCCGAUCUCCGGCAGGAAGCUUUUGCGUGUCAACUCAUCCAGGUCUGCCACAAGAUUUGGGUGGAUGCGAGCGUCCCCGUGUGGGUGAAGCUGAUGCGAAUCCUGGUCACCGGCGAGUCAUCGGGUCUCAUCGAAACGAUCACGAAUGGUGUAUCCCUGCACUCGCUCAAACGUAGCUUGACUCUAGCCUCGAUAGAGUCCGGGGCAAACCCUCGACGCCGCCUCGCAACGCUCAAGGACCAUUGGGUCAAGACGUUUGGCAAGCCAGAAAGCGAGCCUUACCGAGCAGCCGUAGACGCCUUCAAACGCUCCCUCGCAGCAUACAGCAUCAUCUCGUAUGUAUUGCAAUUAAAAGAUCGGCACAACGGCAAUGUGCUCAUCGAUAACGAGGGGCACAUUAUCCACAUCGACUUCGGCUUUAUGCUUUCAAAUUCGCCCGGGUCCGUCGGAUUUGAAGCAGCCCCUUUCAAACUGACGUGGGAAUACGUGGAGGUGUUGGGCGGGGUUGAUUCUCCCGAUUUUGAAGACUUCAAGACGCUAUGCAAGCAGGCCUUUCAAGCUUUACGUCGUUCGGCGGACAACAUCAUUGAUCUAGUCAGCAUGAUGGGACGGGAUUCGAAUAUGCCGUGCUUCGCGGUUGGAGUAACACAGGCGACGGCAACAUUGCGGCAGCGUUUUCAGUUGCAUCUGAGUGCCGAUGGAGCAGAGACUUUCGUCGAGACUGAUCUCAUCGCAAAGUCACUGGGCAGCUACUAUACACGACUUUACGACACUUUCCAAUACCGCACCCAGGGUAUAUAUUAGUCAAUCGACCAUAGAGGGCCUCUGUAUCCGGGCCACGGGGUGUUAACAGCAUUGCGGCAUUUGGGCGGCGUUGCGGGCGAUAGACUCAGGUUCGGACUGGCCUCCGUCCAGAGUUAACCAUUGUUUGUUUGAAUGGCUAGACAUCAGCGACAGGACGACAAGGUCUUCUCUAUAUACAUACAUGCUUGCGAACCAACCAAUUUUGAGACGCUAAUCCUCAGGUGGGCACCAUUUGAUGAUUUUGAAUAGUAAGUUGCAGGAUGGGUGUACGCAGGGGUAUGGCCAGGCUAGGGUUGGCUUCAUAGAGAGGAGCGGCAGAGCAGGAGACCAGAGGCAUCCAAGCAGCCAAGUUCCAUAGCCCAGACUAGCACUCUCUAUCUCAACCCCCUUGCUAAUACCAAUCCUUACCUAGCAAUGAUUCCUCUUCAAUCCCAAGCUAAGUUUGUCUCAUUAAGUCAACUGCAGUCUGUGUUCAACCUCUAUUGUGAGCAUCGAAGGUACGAGGAAUAGAU